CCAUCCCUUCCUCGCGCCGUCUUCAUCUCGUCUCCUCUCCUCCCAACCUGGAGAUCAGAGCGAUGCGGAGACAAUAGGACGCAGAGCCGCAGGGAGGGAGCCGGAUGCUCGGAUCCACAUCCAGCAGCGACACACUGCUCUGCGGAGGCUUCUGGCUGGACGCGUCGGUCAGGGUUCACCUACCUGUAGUAUGCGCUCUCAUCGACCUGCCUGUUUUUUUAUUAUUAUGAGUCUGCGUGGACAGAGUGGACACUACAGCCUCCAAAUGGGAACCCACUGAAGGUGACCCCAGCUGCUAGCUGCUUCGCCUCUCCUCACUGACCAACACUUCUUCACCCUAGUCCAUCGUUGGAAACAGCCGCCACCAUGAGCUCCUCUCCGCUGGUUUCUCGAGCUAACGUGGACAUCCUGGACGAGCUGCAGCUGAUCGCUGCUCAGAACCUGGAGAGGCUGGAGGUUAACAAGUACUAUGAGGUGAUCAGGGAGCUGGGGAAGGGCACCUACGGCAAGGUGGACCUUGUGAUCCACAAGAUCAGAGGUACAAAAAUGGCGCUGAAAUUUCUGAAGAAGAAGACGACAAAGCUGAAAUCAUUCCUUCGGGAGUACAGCAUCUCACUAUAUCUCUCACCCUGCCCCUUCAUCAUCAACAUGUACGGCAUUGCCUUUGAGACGGACGAGUACUACGUCUUUGCCCAGGAGUACGCUUUGGCAGGAGACCUCUUCGACAUCAUUCCCCCACAGGUUGGUCUACCUGAGUCGGUGGCGAAGCGUUGCGUGCAUCAAGUGGCCAUCGCUUUGGAUUAUUUGCAUUGUAAGAAGCUCGUCCACAGGGACAUCAAGCCUGAAAACAUUCUCAUUUUCGACAGAGAGUGUCGCAAAGUCAAACUUUCAGACUUUGGCAUGACCCGUCGGGCUGGCUCGCCUGUGAAAAGAGUGAGUGGCACCAUUCCCUACACAGCCCCAGAGCUUUGCGAUGCCUCCCGCCAGGAGGGUUUCUGUGUGGACUACAGCACCGAUGUCUGGGCCUUUGGUGUGCUGCUCUUCUGCAUGCUGACUGGCAACUUCCCUUGGGAGAAAGCGCUUCCCACCGAUACGUUCUAUCAAGAGUUCAUCCACUGGCAGAGGAGGAGGACGAACACGGUGCCAUCGCAGUGGAGGCGUUUCACCGAGCAGGCGCUGCGAAUGUUCCGCCGCCUGCUCUCGGUGGAGCAGGACCACCGCUGCUCCGUUAAGGAGGUGUUCGGGUAUUUCAGCCACUCCUGGAUGCUGGAUGCAGAGCAUGACAACAACGGCAAUGCAGGGGGCAGCGGUAGCGCGGAGAUGGUUGGCGGGAGCAACAUAGGAGGAGGAGGGAAUGUGCGAGGAGAUAUGGAAGGCACCAUCUCUACUUCUUCAUCAGGGGAAGAAGAUGAGGAGCUCCUGGUGGAGAGGAUGAAGCAGCAGACUUUGUCGCCUCGUUCACCGCUCUCGCCCCUCUCUCCAAUGUCUCCCAUGGUGGUGGAAAGGGGCAGCGGUGGUGGCGGAGCCAAGGGAGCAAUGAUGGACCCGGGUGGAGGACAUCAUUUCGUGUCUGUCUCCACUAACAGCUCGGUGUCGUCCACCAACAGCUACGACCGAAUGCCACGGGAAAACAGUUCCCCUGGCGGCCGCUUGCUAGUGGCUACACCCAUUGAGAUCUGCGUGUGAGCAUGGCAAACUCUGCGACUGACUCAACCCACACUUCCAUACCUCUUGAACUGCAAUAGUUGUGCAUGCAUUGAAACAAGACCAGACUAAAAGUACUAACGUGUAUCCUGUUUUCUACAUCUUGGGAAGAAAGUCGACACGUUGAAGACUUAGGAGAUCUUGAUUGAAGGCACAUAAUGAAAGAUCUUUGAUUGGAUGUCAUCAAGAGAGGCUUUGUUUACAAUCCAGGGACAUUUUGAGAUGCAUUUCAUGAGAAUAUAAAGAAAAAGUGAGAAGCUCUGUGACUAAAACCAUCAGAAAAGAAAACCAAAAUGUAUUUUAUAGAGCAAUACUUGCAGCAAAAAUAAUUCAAGGGAAGACUUCACAAGCUGUGAUGAAACGAUGAAGGACUUGUUUCUAUGAUGAGGACUAAAACAGAACUUGAAGAAACACCCUGGUUGACGGAGUGAGACGAUGUGUAACAAAAAUGUGAAAGUGUGUUUGUGGUUUGUGUGUAUGAAUCUUAAAAAAGUGUAUUUUGCUUUGAGAUACAAUUUAUUUAUCUAAUCGUACAAGACUAAAAUUGUUUUUUUCUAUUUUAUUUCUUUUUGUUGUUUUUUUUAUAAUGUAGCUUUCCUUUUUUUCCACUUUAGUGAAUACUGUUAAGUGACUUCCGACUCUUCUUCCCUGUGCAACACUUGCAUUUGGCUAAUAAGUCGGGGUGUAACGAUUUGUUCAGCUCAUGAGACACCGUGAUACGUGACACUGAGUUCACCACAGCGAUUUGAUUCACAAAUAGUGCGAAGGGUUCAAAUCAAAAAUCACAAACUACAAACUGUGUUUUUGAAAAAUGUACAUUUAAGGUGAGAGUUAUUAAUUUCGGAUUUGUUAGGGUUUAUGCUUCCCUUAAUUCACAGUAGCCAAAUUUCACAAGUUAAAUCUAAACUAACAUUUUAGAUUUCGUCCAGUCUUUUUCAAUUUAUAGCUAGAAAUGAUCAAAUGUGCUUCCUUAAAAUAAUACUAAAAACAUAUUUAGUUUGAUGCCUAUAGGAAGUUUUCAGUCAGAUGCUAGCUUCAGCAUUGUUAGCUUCUGUUGGUUUAAAGUAUAAAUUUGUCUUGUUUUCCCCUCAUAUGCGGUUUAUUUCCCUAUAGCUUAUCAAAAUAACAGACCAACAAAUGAUUUAAGUCAUGGUGUCAACUUCCAAAUGCUAAUUUAUCAGACUGUUAUCAUCCAGCCCAAUUUGCAAUCCUUGUGGUCGACUCAGUUAACGGAACACUAUUUUCUGUCUUACUUUGGAUAAAAACCUAGCAAAAAAUUUCCAGAUGUAGCUUGAAGCACUUAUUUUCAUAUCAGGGACUCAACUCUGUUUCACCAGGCGAUCCUGCCCCACAUAUUAGCUAGACAGGAAAGUGUGUGUAUGACAGAAAUGUCAACACAUUUCAGUAUCAUGAGAUUUCGUACCACAAAAUGCUGUUACACCCCAACUGAUGAGGAUAUCGGUGUUAAUGCUUGUACCAGAAAAAUUUAACAUUAUUCACCUAACUUUAGGUGAGAGAAAAUGACUAUGAUGUCUCUGUCUAUUUUUAUAUUUACUCCUGAAGUUCUUUUAUCUUUGAAGCUUCACAGGAAAAUCUGUCAGCGAUGCUUUUUGUUUUCAUUGUGUUUUAUUUUUUUACCGAACAUGUUUCCUCUGACACUGCUAUCUAAAUACUGUCUGUAGAUUAAAAAGAAACAACCUUAGCUCAAUUUGGAAGAAAAAAAAACAGAAAAGAAAAUAACACCAACUUUAUAACUGCAUGAUUAGCUCACACUUACAGUAAAAAAAAAAUACACUUGUUAAAGAAAAAGGUUUUGAAGAAAUAUGUGAUUAUUUUUGCAGUAGCACAUCUUCUUGCAUUGUAUUCAAGACUGAAUACCAGUGUUAUGAUCUCUUGAGAAAUUCUGGUACUAAAAAAAAAAAAAAAAGAAACCAGUAAUUAGUUUUUACUCUGUGUGAAAUAUUUGUGUUAUUGUGAGAUCAUUUCACCUCUUUAAAGAACAGCUAAAAAAAAAAAAAUAAGCAUGAGGGCACUGGAGCGAGAGGCUGUAAUUAGAAACUACUGUUUUAUCUGAAGAGCUUUCUUCUAAAUGGCCUUUGAUGAGGUAGUGAAGCUUUUCACUUUUUGUAUUUUUUAUCCGAUUUAGAAUGAUGGCAAAAAAAAAACAGAAAAGAAAAAGCAAA
Molecule: messenger RNA, 3887 nt
Organism: Poecilia latipinna (sailfin molly)
Lineage: Eukaryota; Metazoa; Chordata; Actinopteri; Cyprinodontiformes; Poeciliidae
Product: serine/threonine-protein kinase SBK1-like
Exons: 5
Coding region: 367-1686 (439 amino acids)
Biological process (GO): protein phosphorylation
Molecular function (GO): protein serine/threonine kinase activity; ATP binding
Source: RefSeq, a predicted model, not a curated record